UUUUAUCUGAGUCGAAGCUUUGAUUCCUCUUUAAUCAAGAGCUCGAACGUUAGAUCGCAGUUUACACUGACCAGAUCAAAAGAAUCAUAGAUUUCUCUUCAAGUUGGGAAGGUUCGAGAAAAGUUUUCAAGCGGACGGAUUGAUUUUUCCGACGCAAAAUUGUAAUUCGGAAAAAAAGUUUUUAGAGACGACAAAUAUUUUUGUUGAAUACACCUGUUAUGAGUGAACUUCCGAAAAAGAUGAGUCUCCAAACAUUUUCAAUUUUCAUAGUAUUUUUCCUCGUAAAACUCGAGUUUUCCUUGUCGACGAAACAUGGUAUAGUAGAAAUCACUGCGAGUAAUUAUCAACGUGUAGUGAUUGACGGAGACAAAGAUGCCUGGAUUGUCGCUGUGAAAGGUGCUGGGAAAGUUUCAAUGGACGAAUGGAGGAAAACUGAGCUUGAUAUGCGUGGCUUGUCUGUGCGAGUCGGAAUAAUUGAUCCAGACACUGAUGGUGCAUUUUUGAAGAGGAAGGGUUUCCUCCAGAGAGACAAAAAAUAUUCAGUGGCUCGUGUUUUUCCUUACGGUGGUUACAAAAUAAAAUCAGCGGGAAAAAAAGAUGUGAAAUCUCGAUUAGAAGCCGAAACUGAGGUGCUAGAAAGUCUUCCAGAUGAAACAACCAAAGUUUCAACAAUGGAAGAACUACAGCACUGUGUGAGAAGAGGAUACGCAGCCAAACCCCUCAAAAUGCCAGUUUUGCUACUAACAGACAAAAGUAUCACAUCGCCUGUUUUUCGUGCUAUUGCCCUCAAAUAUUCCAAAUAUUUCAACUUUGUUGUCCUUCACAAGCCGAGUCAAGAGGUGUUGCACAAUUUCCAACUAAGACAGACUCCAGCAAUCCUGGUCAUGAUUGCAACACAAAGUGAAGACAAGCAAAUCAUUAGAUUUAGCUCAGUGAUUUACGACCCCAAGGAAUAUGGUGGAAUAUCUUACCUUAAUUUGACAAGAUUUUUCUUCUCUGUCCAUGAGAAGCAUUGGCUAGACCACCCAGACGCGAAGAAAUACAAAGGAAAAGUUGGCUUGAGAGAGUUCUUCAUUGAAGACGUGAAGAACACACUGGGGGGAGAGUUUGAGAGUGACAGACCAGAAGAUGAGAGUAAAGUGGCCAAAGAAAUUACGUUCGAGAAUCAAAACAGAAUGUGUGCAGAUUCUAAUAGGGGCUUAUGUCUCAUCUACUUUGUGGAUGGCAAGGACAAGAAAGGGGUCAGAAAGGCUUUGAAGUUUUUUAAAGAUCUACGGAAAAUGUCAAACGUCAGAGGUAAACCUGUACUCUAUCUCUGGAUUAACGGAUCUUGCCAUCCUGAAUAUGGUGAAAUUUUUGGAAUCUCUCCGCACAACCUUCCGAUGUUGCUGUUUGCAAAACCAAUGCAGCGUUUGUUUAAGACUCUGAGUGGACGCUUUACAAAGGAAAAAAUCAGUGAUAUUAUAUGGAAUAUAUUUCUGGACCGUGAGGCGUUGUCGCCUUUUUCACGGUUUAACGAAAUUCUCCCCGUUGACUGCCAGAAAGGGGCGCCUUCGAAGCGAAUUAAGAGAGAGGAAAACCAGGAUAAGAAUAUGAAAAGAAAGGAGAAGAAAAAGAGCGAAAAGAAAGCUUCAGGGAAGGCAAAGGAUACAAAGGCGAGGAAGACCACGAGAGUAGACGAACUCUGA
Molecule: messenger RNA, 1688 nt
Organism: Pocillopora damicornis (cauliflower coral)
Lineage: Eukaryota; Metazoa; Cnidaria; Anthozoa; Scleractinia; Pocilloporidae
Source: RefSeq, a predicted model, not a curated record